Molecule: messenger RNA, 507 nt
Organism: Fragaria vesca subsp. vesca
Lineage: Eukaryota; Viridiplantae; Streptophyta; Magnoliopsida; Rosales; Rosaceae
Product: LOB domain-containing protein 22-like
Exons: 2
Coding region: 1-507 (168 amino acids)
Source: RefSeq, a predicted model, not a curated record
AUGAAGAAGCACCAGACUUGUGCUGCUUGCAGAUUCAAGCGCUGCAAAUGUGGACCUGAUUGUCCAAUGGCCCCGUACUUCCCUGCCCACAUGCACCAUCACUACAAGAAUGCCCACAAGGUGUUCGGCGAAAGUCACAUCAAGAAGUUGCUCCGCAGCGUACCCCCUCACAACAGAAGCACUGCCAUGAAGCACAUUAUAGCCGAAGCUGGCAUCCGCGUCGCCGACCCGGUUGGUGGAAGCUACGGUCUUAUUAGGAACUUGCAGCUCAAGAUUGCCGAGGAAGAGGAGAACCUCCGCCGCUUGCGAGAUGUACUCAGCGUGUUUUGUGGCGGAGGGAGUGGUGAUGGUGUUGUGGCACAGGGUGUGGUUCAGAAACAGGGCUGCAUUGUUCCUGGUGGAUUUCUUCAUGCACUCUUUCUUCAAGAACAGGGGAACAACAUGUGUGUAAGGGAUGAAGUUGUGCCGAAACAUGAUGUCGAAUCAAUUCAGGGUGAGCAGAAUUAA